UCCUCGCAGGACUUUCAGUGACCUGCUUUUUUCCCCUCUCCCCUAUUUCAUCUCUCACCUGCGCUCACAUCCAACCAGCUCUGCACUGGAUCACAGCCAGCUGUUCCUCCACACGGACUCGGAGCAACCUGUUGGCUGCAUCGCAAGUCGGUAAAGAAGGCGAAAUAUACGGCGACUAACGACAGCUAUUUAGUCGGAUUAAGAGGCACGGAGCAGCACAGACUCCAAUUCAAGAGUCAUGACAGCGCUCGCUGGUGGUUUACCGAGAAUGAUGAGACCGAGUCCUCACCAGAACUACCCGCGGGGUGGAUACUCUCUGGAAGUCUCCACUCCGUUAGGACAGGGUCGGGUCAACCAGCUCGGUGGCGUCUUCAUAAACGGCAGACCUCUACCCAACCACAUCCGACACAAAAUCGUGGAGAUGGCCCAUCACGGAAUCAGACCGUGCGUCAUCUCGCGUCAGCUGCGAGUGUCCCACGGCUGCGUGUCCAAAAUCCUCUGCCGGUACCAGGAGACAGGCUCCAUCAGGCCGGGGGCCAUCGGAGGGAGCAAGCCAAAGCAAACCGCUACUCCAGAGGUGGACAAGAAAAUCGAAGAGUACAAGACAGAAAACCCGGGCAUGUUCAGCUGGGAAAUCAGGGACAAACUGCUGAAAGAUGGCAUCUGCGACAGGAACAACAUUCCCUCAGUGAGCGCCAUCAGUCGCAUCAUGCGCUCCAAGUUCGGCGGAGUUGGUGACGAUGAGGAUGAUGAAAUGGUGAAGAGGGAGAUGGAGGAAAACGAACCACGGACAAAACACAGCAUCGACGGCAUCCUGGGAGACAGAUCCAGUCACUCAGAUGAGGGCUCCGAUGUGGACUCAGAGCCAGGACUACCCCUGAAGAGAAAGCAGCGCCGUAGCCGGACAACCUUCACUGCGGAGCAGCUGGAAGAGCUGGAGCGGGCCUUUGAACGAACGCACUAUCCUGACAUCUACACACGGGAGGAGCUGGCUCAGCGGGCCAAAUUGACAGAGGCUCGAGUUCAGGUGUGGUUUAGCAACAGAAGAGCCCGGUGGAGGAAGCAAGCGGGAGCCAAUCAGCUGAUGGCUUUUAACCACCUCAUCCCCAGUGGUUUCCCCCCAUCAGCGAUGUCAGGCCUUCAGCCCUAUCAGCUGUCCGACAGCCCCUACCCUCCUACUUCUAUAGCUCAAGCAUCCGAGCAACCCAGCACAGUCCACCGACCCCAGCCGCUGCCGCCCACCUCCAUGCACCAGAGCGGGCUCAGCUCGUCGGCGGGAGUUCAGGAUGCAAGCUCGGCGUAUUGCCUGUCUUCUGGGCGUCACGGUUUCUCAGGAUACUCGGACAGUUUUGUGGCCCCGACAGGACACGGCAACAGUGUAAACCCCGCCAUCGGCAACAGCCUCUCACCACAGGUCAUGGGCCUGUUGAACCCAGGUGGAGUGCCACAUCAAUCCCAGAGUGACUUCACCCUCUCUCCACUGACCGGAGGCCUGGAGCCUAACGGAGGCAUGGCUGCCAGCUGUCAUGGUUCCCAGCGCCUGGAGACUCUACCAGGCCUGACCAGUAUGCCCACCCUUCCCAGCACCCAGUCUUACUGCCCACCUUCCUACACCUCCCCCACCUACGCUAUGGACCACCAUCCAUCCUAUCAGUAUGGGCAGUACAGUCAGAGCAAGGUGCCUUUCAUUAUAUGAAGCCCCCAACAUGGCCUGAGCAGGAGGCUUCUCCGGGCCAGUCUGACAUUCAUCUCCAGAGAACACCCCCACUCACUGCCUUUGCCAAACAGUCCCAGCCCUGAGGACAGCGAGAGAGAGAGAAAGGGGAGGGAGAGAGAGAGAGACAGAGAGAGAGAGGUUGGGUGGGUAAAGUCUCAGUGUUCUCCUUCAGCAAGGAAGGAAAUCAAUUGAGAUGGACGUUAAGUGACGGCGAUGGAGGGGGUGGACUGGAAUAAUUAUGACCAAAGGCGCAACAUCUCCUGUUACCUGGCACUCGCUUUGCUUAUGCGUCACGUCAUGCUCCAAGUAGCAAGCAAGGUUCAUUGUCCGUGCUGAAAGAGGAAAAGAAGAGGGGUGGGGAGAGGGAAGUAAAUACAUUCAAGAUUCUGCGUUUGGUUAUUGUAAUAAGUGGCAGAGAUGCAAGUUGAGGCGGACUUUGUAAGCGCCCCCUGGCUUCUGGGGCCAAACCUGAUAUGGAGUGUAUGGCUGAUGUUAUCAAAAGGCUGGAUGGUGAAAAUGUGCUGCGCUCAGCCACAAUGUUCUUCUGAGGAUUUCUUCACCACAAUGUCUUAGAGUAAUGAUAUUAACUGUACGUCAAUGUGAUUCCUGUAAAUGUCAUUGGAUAUAAAAAAAAAGAAAAAAAGGGGCGACCACACCGGGAAGAGGAAGGCCUGGAUUGAGGCGGCGUGGAGUCAUACAGUGAAAUUACUGCAACCCAAAGAAAGUGCAAUACAUUCAUACCUCAUAUAAAUGAACACAGAACAAAUGUCCCAGAUCAUAUCCGUAACAACAUGCUCGCUCUUUUUUUAUGUCGUAAAUUCUGGGUCGCAUGCUCAAUCAGGGGAAAUCAUCAAGUGCUGAAUAAUAGCAAAUGCAUUGUCGUGUUGUCAUCGAGCCAAAAAAAAAAAAUCUCUGCCAGUGAAUACAUUAUUCAGUUUGACAGUAU
Solea senegalensis (Senegalese sole) is the source of this 2663-nucleotide messenger RNA. RefSeq names its product paired box 3a (gene pax3a). Gene Ontology annotation, molecular function: RNA polymerase II cis-regulatory region sequence-specific DNA binding; DNA-binding transcription factor activity, RNA polymerase II-specific. The transcript is spliced from 9 exons. Bases 239 to 1696 code for a protein of 485 amino acids. Gene Ontology annotation, biological process: regulation of transcription by RNA polymerase II; anatomical structure development. Lineage: Eukaryota; Metazoa; Chordata; Actinopteri; Pleuronectiformes; Soleidae. The record is from RefSeq and is a predicted model, not a curated record.